CCAUAAACUGAUUUGAGUGUUGUCAUGGAUUCAAUCAUAGUCACACCAUUACAAUGUCCCCAAAGCUACCUUCACAUCUAUUCCCUUACCUCAUCUUACUAACUCUUGCAUCCAUUUAUCUCUUCUCUUCAUUCAUCUCUCUCCACACACCCUCUUCUUCAUCCUCACAAUCCCUCGCACUCUCCAACUGCAACUUCUUCAAAGGCAACUGGGUUUUCGAUCCAAAUCAUACCCCACUCUACGACGAAACAUGUCCCUUCCACCGAAACGCAUGGAACUGCAUCAGAAACCAGAGGGAAAAUCUGAGCUUGAUCAAUUCUUGGAAAUGGGUUCCACGUGGCUGCGAUUUGCCUCGGAUCGACCCGUUUCGGUUUCUGGGUGUGAUGAGAAAUAAGAAUGUUGGGUUUGUUGGGGAUUCGCUCAAUGAGAAUUUCUUGGUUUCGUUUUUGUGUAUUCUUAGGGUUGCUGAUGAGGGUGCACGGAAGUGGAAAAAGAAGGGUGCUUGGAGAGGUGCUUAUUUUCCCAAAUUCAAUGUCACUGUUGCUUAUCAUCGUGCAGUUUUGCUCUCCAAAUACCAGUGGCAGCCAAAGCAAUCCGAAGGUGGGAUACAAGAUGGAUCAGAAGGUAUUAAUCGAGUUGACGUUGAUGUUCCUGCAGAUGAAUGGGCUAAGAUUGCAGGUUUCUAUGAUGUCCUGCUGUUUAAUACUGGUCACUGGUGGAAUUUUGACAAAUUCCCAAAGGAGAAGCCUCUUGUCUUCUAUAAAGAAGCAAAACCAAUAGUUCCUCCACCUGAGAUGUUGGAUGGACUUAAAAUUGUUCUUGAUAACAUGGUCGCAUACAUAGAAAAAGAAUUUCCUAGAAACUCACUUAAGUUCUGGCGUUUAAUAUCCCCAAGACACUUUUAUGGUGGAGAUUGGAAUCAAAACGGUAGCUGCUUGUUCAACAAGCCACUUGAAGAGAAUGAGCUUGACUUGUGGUUUGAACCCAGGAAUAACGGAGUUAACAAGGAAGCAAGACAGAUGAAUUUUGUGAUUCAAAAGGUAUUACAAGGCACAAACAUCCAAUUAGUUGACUUUACACAUUUAAGCGAGUUUAGAGCUGAUGCUCAUCCAGCGAUAUGGCUAGGAAAGAAAGAUGCAGUUGCAAUUUGGGGCCAGGAUUGCUUGCAUUGGUGUCUUCCAGGUCUUCCUGACACAUGGGUUGAUAUUUUAUCUCAACUGAUCCUUGAUGGUCUUGGAAGAACUGGUAGGUUGUAAGAAAUGGAGAGGUUAUCAAAUUAGUCGUGCAUAUCAUACCAUACAUUGAAAAUUUCCACGAGAGAGGUUGAGGGCAUGCUGCCAUGUGGUGGGACCCAUAUAUGAGAAUCAUGAGCUGUGCAACAAAUGUCAAAGGCUGGUGUUGAUUGGAAGAAAAGCUUUGCUCUUUGAUUUUUGAGGGUAGAAGCCACCCACUAAUUUGACUUUGCAGUUGAUUUCUUCUUAGGGCCUUUGUCAAAUAUUAGCAUUUAAUUAUUUCAUUCAACUAUUAUUAUUGUAUUGGGGAAUCUUUUGUUCAAAAUUUUGAUAUUUA
Vicia villosa (hairy vetch) is the source of this 1569-nucleotide messenger RNA. RefSeq names its product protein trichome birefringence-like 12. Bases 54 to 1256 code for a protein of 400 amino acids. The record is from RefSeq and is a predicted model, not a curated record. The transcript is spliced from 4 exons. Gene Ontology annotation, molecular function: O-acetyltransferase activity. NCBI's taxonomy places the organism in Eukaryota, Viridiplantae, Streptophyta, Magnoliopsida, Fabales, Fabaceae. Gene Ontology annotation, cellular component: Golgi apparatus.